GGAAGCUGUCACUGUGAAACAGUACGAUGGACAGCGCGCUUGGAAAGCGCAGAGCAUGUGCUCUGCCAUUGCGCCACAUGUCAGAAACUUGGAGGCGGACCGUACUCAUGCAACCAAAUCAUCCCGAGAGAUGAGCUCAACAUCGUUGUGGGUAAUGAGAAUGUCGGUGAAUACAAGUACAGGGGAUCAAGCGGGAAGUUUGUGCAUUGCUUUUUCUGCAAGACAUGCACAAGUCACAUCUAUCAUCACCAAGAUGUAAUGCCUGAGAAAGUCAUCGUGCGGACACUUUUGCUUGAAGGCGGAAGUAAGAUGCCGGCAACAGGGGAGAUAUUUGCAGAAGGGAGACUGGACUGGGUAAACGAGUUG
This is a messenger RNA of Paraphaeosphaeria sporulosa, 366 nucleotides long. RefSeq lists its product as uncharacterized. The annotation marks the transcript as partial. NCBI's taxonomy places the organism in Eukaryota, Fungi, Ascomycota, Dothideomycetes, Pleosporales, Didymosphaeriaceae. The record is from RefSeq and is a predicted model, not a curated record. Gene Ontology annotation, molecular function: carbon-sulfur lyase activity. The transcript has 2 exons.